AAAAGUAUAUCAUGACAUGAAUUGCAAAAACACCGUAACGUUUUAGAAAGAAAGAGAGAAGCAUGAUGAUAUACCUUCUUGUACUAUUCUGCAUCUUCGGAGUGCUAACACCUGCAGGGUGUGAUAGAAGUUCAGUUUAUUUAACCGGUGGCGCCUAUCCAUACGAAGGAACGGUGCACGUAUUUCACAAUGGCACCUAUGGGACAAUAUGUGAUGACGAAUUCGAUACGAACGAGGCGAAUGUAAUAUGUCGCAUGUUGGGAUACCAGAGUGGCGAUGCAUUCAGUCAAGCACGUUUCGGCGCAGGCACAGGGAAUAUAUCCAUGGACGAUGUCCAUUGCUCUGGUAGAGAAAUCGACAUAAGGUCAUGUCCUUUUAAUGGAUGGGGCGUCAACAACUGUGGUCACGCUGAAGACGCUGGGGUGAGAUGCUAUACUACCCGUGUAAGAUUGAUCGGGGGCAGGGGAAAUUACGAGGGAACAGUGGACGUUUUUGAUUCCUCUCAACGCCUUUGGGGGACUAUCUGUGACAAACACUUCACAGAUUUCGAUGCCACCGUCUUCUGUCGGAUGGUGGGCUUUCAGUCCGGCAUAGCAGUGACUGGGUCCAAGUAUGGAGAACUCACCUACGGUGUAAUCUGGACAGAUAAUCUCGGUUGCACCGGAAACGAAACCGAUAUAAAGCAAUGCCGCAAUGCGUCGUCAACUUGGAACCAAAGAACGUCGUGCAAUCAUUCUACCGAUGCUGGUGUUAUUUGUGACCACACCCCGUUGAGACUCGUGGGAGGUAAUCUACCUUCCGAGGGUCGUGUCGAGGUGCAGCGCAACGGAGUUUGGGGUAGCAUAUGUUCAAAGGGGUUCACAAAGAACGACUCUGAUGUCAUUUGUCAUAUGCUGGGAUUCAACAGUAGUGACUUGUCGAUUAAUCUGAACUUUGGUGGAGGAUCCGGUCCUGUAUGGCUUGGUGGCAUCGGUUGCCAUGGUCACGAAUCUGACGUCAGUUUCUGUAGCAACGUGCAGUGGGAUAAUAAUACGUGUAACCAUGACAACGACGUCGCUAUUUCAUGCGCCCAAACUGAAGUUCGUUUGACGGGAGGCAGUGGCCCCUGGGAGGGAACGGUAGAAUUGAACGUGGAAGGGCAGUGGCGGACCAUUUGUGACGCAAACUUCAGUGACACCAGUGCUGAUGUCAUCUGUAGAAUGCUUGGUUACACUGGAAGAAACGCACCACAUCAGAUUUUUUACAACGACUAUUAUGGUCACGUAUCGUCACAUACCACGUUCAUAGACCGGAUCACGUGCAUCGGGGACGAAAGUGACGUCAGCCAGUGCGUGUCGGUGUUCCAUAGCACGUGUCCGUCCUCUCAGACAGUCGGACUUAGAUGCGAGGGCGUGCAGGUGCGCCUAGUUGGCGGAGCUCACAGCACGGAGGGCCGUGUCGAGGUGCUGCACGAUGGCCAAUGGGGGACGGUGUGUGACGCUGGCUGGGACGAUACGGACGCCACUGUGAUCUGUCGAAUGCUCACCCAGUACCCGUUUGAAAGUGACGUCGUCGGUAAAGCCGUCAUGGCAUCGUAUUUCGGUCGCGGAGAGGGCCCUGUCGCGAUGUCUGACGUUAGAUGUUCCCACAACGUCAGUGACGUCAGAGAUUGUGCAGUUGACUGGAACGGUGGCGUCAACUGCGAUCACUCUCGUGACGCCGGCGUUAUUUGUGAUUUUAAUAGUGCUAAAAUUUUGAUUGGUGGAUCAAGUACCAGUGAAGGCACUAUCGAGUUUAAGCAGGGUUUGGGUCGCUACACAUAUUGUGAUGACGAUUUCGACAACAAUGACGGUGGUGCAAUUUGUCGAGAACUUGGUUUCUGGAAUCCAGCGCCUGUCGUUUACAACAGCAGCCAUUUUGGCGUCGGUGCUUCCCCCUACAAAAUCAGACCCGAUUGCACCGGAAGUGAGGGCAACAUAGAAAUGUGUCGUCUGAAGACGCGAUUUCAUACGGAAACAUGCGGCGUAUAUCACACAGCGGGAGUGGAUUGUAACCCAACAGAUAUCAGGUUGUCUGGCGUCCGGCUUGUUGAUGGACCGGGCCCGUGGAACGGUCGACUAGAGCUACGGUCCAACGGUGGGUGGGGAAGUGUCUGCUACGAUAGCUGGGAACCGGCUUAUGCAAAUGUCGUUUGCCAGACUCUUCGUUAUUCAGCAGACAACGCCAACGUGACGAGCUACCCGAUACCACAUGGUCUGACGUCGAUGUUCGCGGGUUCACUCAUGUGUAACGACACUGUCCGGAAUCUGGGUCAGUGCCUGAUGGACUACGAUAUCUCCAACUGCAGCAAGACGCGCGCGCAUGCGGUGGGCAUCGAUUGUUCCGGUGAUUUUUCGGUGUCCCUAAGUUAUCCCGGAAACUUAAGUGGACAAGUCUUCAUCCAUACCGGCAAUGGCAAGAAGUGGUCCGUAUGUGCCAACGGUUUAACCACGAAUGCGGCUGCCGCGUUGUGCUCCAUGGCGGGUUUCCGACACACACGGCCGAACAUCAGCACCGUCAUGUCGCAAGUUCCGGUGCUCUUCAGCGACAUCGCCUGCGACGGCUGGGAGAGCCACGUGCUUCAGUGCUCCACGAUCAACGGCUCCACCGGAUGCGACGAUAAGGCCGCUGUCGACUGCUUUAACGGCUGCGUUCACUAUUUUGAGGGAACAUCCGGUACGCUCACCUCUCCAAGAUAUCCCGGUUAUCAGGGCAAUUCGGACUGUUUGUACGUCAUUAGGAACGCGGCGGGACAACCGACAAAACUCGACUUCACUGAUCUUGACCUUGCCGGUGACGGCGAUUUUGUUGAGGUGACGGACGGUAUCGGGGGCCGUCAGCUCGGUUACUAUGAAGAUUCUGCCAAGCCCCCUUACCUCGUUAGCGACAAGCCCAUAUAUAUUCGACUCCAUUCCAACGCCAAUGGUCAAGCACGAGGUUUCAGUGCGACCUACUCACCCUUAAAGAUAGAAGACACCGUAAAUCUUGGCUGCGGACAUUCCAGUUGGAAUGUAGCCGUAAACACAACCAUGUUGAGACUUUUGUAUCCCGACACCGGCGUGUCCCAGAUCAAACUCACCGACCAGUACUGUACGGGGAGGAUCAUGGGGGAUUUAGUGGUGUUUAACCAACGCUACACCGAAUGUUCAUCGACUUCAAAAACAAAUGCUGACAACGUUGUGUAUAAUAACCAACUUGUGUAUCCCGAAUCGAACACCCCGUUUCCGAUCAUUCUGCACGGUUACCGAUGGAAGGUUGAAGUAGAAUGCGAUGUUUCGCGGACGGAUACUCUGUCCUCCAAUUUCCAUCCCAACCAAUCAGUGAUCAGCCAGGCCCCCCACGUUACCGGAAGUGCGCAUUACCAGUCAGAGGUCAAGUUCUUCACCGAUAGUACCUUCUAUAAGGAGAUAACUGGCAAUCCAGUGGUUUUAAAAACAGGAGAAGACGUGUUUGUGCUUGUACGGAUGAACUCGGAUGAUAUCCACGUGAAAAUGAGGAUUGACACGUGCUACGCCAAGCCAGAUCCGAACGCUGGAGCCGACCUCGCAUACAUGCUGAUUAACAAUGGGUGUGUCGUGGACCCAUAUACGCAGAUCCUCUCUCAGGGAACCCACGAGACCAAGUUCGUUUUCAACGCUUUCGAAUUUCCACAGGCACAUGACUCCGUGUACAUUUACUGUACGACGACCUUCUGCCAGACGAACGAUGCAAGCAGACGAUGUACGCAGACGUGUGUAGGGACGCCCUCUAUCGUUGGAUGAUAUAGAGAUUUUUGAAUUAGCGUCUUUAGUUUUUUAUGUUGUAUCAUACCUCGAUAACUCAGGUGUUUCUUUUUGCGUUUACUGGACAUGUAAAUAUGUAUUAUAUAAUAAAGAUAUGGCAAGGAA
Messenger RNA from Dreissena polymorpha, 3905 nucleotides. RefSeq names its product deleted in malignant brain tumors 1 protein-like. The transcript is spliced from 26 exons. Gene Ontology annotation, cellular component: membrane. NCBI's taxonomy places the organism in Eukaryota, Metazoa, Mollusca, Bivalvia, Myida, Dreissenidae. The coding region runs from base 63 to 3779 and encodes 1238 amino acids. The record is from RefSeq and is a predicted model, not a curated record.